UAGAGGUCAUCGGGUAUUUGUCCAAUAUAGUGCGUAAAAGCAGUUGUUUCUUGACAACAGUGUUUCAAAUGGUGUACUUUUGAAAACAUCGUCUUCAAAUAUUGUUAUCUUUCUGAAUUGUGUAAUAUUUGACCCUAAACAAUAGUGAGACGCAUAGCCACCAUCCCUCAGUCUUGUAUGCAUUUAUCCACUGUAUAGACCUACCUUCAGCUGACAGCUACAGGGAACAAUAGUUGUGGUUCUCCAGGGUUUAAGGGUCUCUUUGAUGCCAGCAUUUGCCCGCAAGAAGGACAGCCGCACCACCUUUCUUUUCAAGUGAGGACAGCACAACAAGGGUGAAACCAUCACCACAAACACUCCAGACAUGAGAAGGAGCAGGUGAAGAUGUCCCUGAAGAACACCAAAACAUGGUCCAGAGUACUUGUACCUGCGCUGCUGCUGUGCUGUGUGUCCUACUACUAUUCAUAUUUCUUCCUUCAGAGUAGUGAAAGGGCUUUCAGUAAGGCCCUCUGUGACAGCUGGAAUAUCUCUCAGAAGUGGGAGAGACUCAACUUCAAUGUGAGCAGGAAUGCUCAACUUUUCUUGAAGCUGGAGGAUUUCUUCUGGCGACGCUACUUGUCCACGUUAGCCUUGCCUUAUGGUGUUAAGGGCAGUGAGCUUUUUCUCAUGAAAGCAUUGGCAGCCAUGUCUAGCUAUGACAUGCCUGAGACGAUAAAACAUUUGCCUUGCAAAACCUGCAUGGUGGUUGGAAAUGGGUUCGCGAUCAAGAACACCUCGUUAGGAAGUGCCAUUAACAAGUAUGACAUAGUGAUCAGAUUGAACGAUGCACCAGUUCGGGGGUAUGAGGCCGACGUGGGGAACAAGACUACCAUGCGCCUCUUCUACCCUGAGUCGGCUUCCUACAACCCCAGCAUCCACAAUGACCCUGACACCCUCAUGGUCCUCGUGCCUUUCAAGCAGCAGGACGUGCGCUGGCUCAAAGAGAUCCUGUACAAUGAGAAGAGGAUCAGAAAGGGCUUCUGGAAACCCCCUCCUGAGAUCUGGUUGGGUAAAACCAGCCACAUCCGCAUCCUGGACCCCUACUUCCUGCAGCAAACGGCCAGCCGCCUGCUCCGCUUGCCUCUCAACACACCUCCAAAGACCAACCAGAUCCCAGCGCACCCUACAACUGGCAUUCUAGCCAUCUACGUGGCCCUUAACUACUGUGACGUGAUCCACAUCGUUGGAUUUGGCUACCCAGAGUCUAAAGACCUGAAGCACCCCAUUCACUACUAUGGCUAUGACACCAUGAAGUCUAUGAAGAAUUCGUACCACAACCUCUCCCAUGAGGUGAAAGCUCUGAAGCGACUAGAGGACUCUGGUGCUGUUGUAUACCUACACUCUCACUCCUGACCAAUGCAAAAUGAAGAGUAGUGCACAAGUGAAUGAUACAAUUGUACAUAAUAUAUUAUAAACUGGGUGGUUCGAGCCCUGAAUGCUGAUUGGCUGACAGCCGUGGUAUAAAAUUAGCAUACAUUUCCAUAUGGGUGGCCCCAGCGGGAAUCAAACACACGAUCCAGACUAAUGUACCAACUGAGCUACACAGGACCACAGUGAAGGAAGAUAGUUGGGACACUGAAAAAGGACUAUCCUUUCCUACACACCUUUAUCACAAUCUGAUAAACAUCCAGUGUGUUUUAGGGAUUAACAUGGGUAUCCAGGAUCUUGGGACUGUCCCAGGAGCACUCUUCACACAGUAGCGGUGGGUGGGGAAAAUCACUGGGGGAGCCAUGGCAGGAGAAAAAAGCCAUAUUACAACCUACAGUUUAAGUCGGAAGUUUACAUACACCUUAGCCAAAUACAUUUAAACUCAGUUUUUCACAAUUCCUGAGAUUUAAUCGGAGUAAAAAGUCCCUGCUUUAGGUCAGUUAGGAUCACCAUUUCAUUUUAAGAAUGUGAAAUGUCAGAAUAAUAGUAGAGAGAACAAUUUAUUUCAGCUUUUAUUUCUUUCAUCACAUUCCAAGUGGGACAGAAGUUUACAUACACUCAAUUAGUACUUGGUAGCAUUGCCUUUAAAUUGUUUAACUUGGGUCCAAAAUUUUGGGUAGCCUUCCACAAUCUUCCCACAAUAAGUUGGGUGAAUCUUGGCCCAUUCCUCCUGACAGAGCUGGUGUAACUGAGUCAGGUUUGUAGGCCUUCUUGCUCGCACACGCUUUUUCAGUUCUGCCCACAAAUAUUCUAUAGGAUUGAGGUCAGGGCUUUGUGAUGGCCACUCCAAUACCGUGACUUUGUUGUCCUUAAGCCAUUUUGCCACAACUUUGGAAGUAUGCUUGGGGUCAUUGUCCAUUUGGAAGAUCCAUUUGCGACCAAGCUUUAACUUCCUGACUGAUCUCUUGAGAUGUUGCUGCAAUAUAUCCACAUGAUUUUCUCUCCUCGUGAUGCCAUCUAUUUUGUGAAGUGCACCAGUCCCUCCUGCAGCAAAGCACCCCCCUAACAUGAUGCUGCCACCCUUGUGCUUCACGGUUGGGAUGGUGUUCUUCGGCUUGCAAGCCUCCCCUUUUUCCUUCAAACAUAACGAUGGUCAUUAUGGCCAAACAGUUCUAUUUUUGUUUCAUCAGACCAGAGGACAUUUCUAGCAGUGGCUUCUUCCUUGCUGAGCAGCCUUUCAGGUUAUGUUGAUAUAGGACUCGUUUUACUGUGGAUAUAGAUACUUUUGUACCUGUUUCCUCCAGCAUCUUCACAAGGUCCUUGGCUGUUGUUCUGGGAUUGAUAUGCACUUUUCGCACCAAAGUACAUUAAUCUCUAGGAGACAGAACGCGUCUCCUUCCUGUGAGGUAUGGCGGCUGCGUGGUCCCAUGGUGUUCAUACUUGCAUACUAUUGUUUGUACAGUUGAACGUAGUACCUUCAGGCGUUUGGAAAUUGCUCCCAAGGAUGAACCAGACUUGUGGAGGUCUACAAUUUAUUUUCUGAGCACUUGGCUAAUUUCUUUUGAUUUUCCCAUGAUGUCAAGCAAAGAGACACUGAGUGUGAAGGUAGGCCUUGAAAUACAUCCACAGGUACACCUCCAAUUGACUCAAAUGAUGUCAAUUAGCCUAUCAGAAGCUUCUAAAGCCAUGACAUCAUUUUCUGGAAUUUUCCAAGCUGUUUAAAGGCACAGUCAACUUAGUGUUUUUAAACUUCUGACUCACUGGAAUUGUGAUACAAUGAAUUAUAAGUGAAAUAAUCUGUCUGUAAACGAUUGUUGGAUAAAUUACUUGUGUCAUGCACAAAGUAGAUUUCCUAACCGACUUGCCAAAACUAUAGUUUGUCAGAAAAAAAAAUGUGGAUUGGUUGAAAAACGAGUUUUAAUGACUCCAACCUAUGUGUAUGUAAACUUCCGACUUGUGUGUUGUUGUAAUUGCGGUGUUGUCUCUAUAAAGUGUUAGUUCAUUUGCCUUGCCACUGUGAUAUAUAGGCCUAAGGCCGAGACAAUAAGAAGACACAGUGGCAGAAUAAAUUCAACCACAUUUUUUUUUCAUCACGAAACCAGAGAGCAACAUCUGUCCGGUGAAGUCCACAAAGCAUAUUGCAUGUAACAAACCGUUACAUGACCUACAGCAUGGUUAAUCAAGUUAAUGCUUCCAACAUUUUUGGACUACUAAAAAGCUAUUGAUUUAGAACACCGGAGAGUUAACGCAAGUUGCAAAGAAACAGGAACUGCCUCCACCAUUCAAGGACCAUUUUAACUUCAACAUCGUCAAAUCACCUCUGCUUAGUCUAAUACAGUGCCAACUAAAAGAUUCCAAAAACUAUUUAGUCCAAUCAACAUAACAUAAAUAUCAUGUGGUUGUCCAUGGUACUGAUUUUUGUGUGUGUAAGUUGAAAAAACAUGUUGACUCACCCUACUUGUAGAGAAAUGCCAAUGCCAUCCUCCUCUCUUCAUGUUGUCUUACAGUACUUACUUUUAGUUUUGUUAUCCUAGGCUACCUGGCUAAAAUGCCUAACUUCCGUUCAUGGGCAACGAUUAGCCAGCUAAUUAACAUUUGCCUACCUAGCUACAUAUUGAACUUCCAUCCUCUCAGUCCAGAUGCACAAUGUAUGAACUUAUGGUUGGAUCAGAUUCAUUUUCAUAAUCCUUGGCCAGUACUAAAAUGACUAGAACAUUAAUAUCUUAUAUUCUGAUAACAUGGCAACCAUGUUCUGUGUAUGUUUGAUGGGAUGUUGAUGGAAUAUUUACCUAACCCACAAAAAACUUUUUGCCAUGUUCUCAUAAAACUGCUACAAUUUCCAACACAUUCCUCCCUAUCCUGUAGGUGACCUUUGCACAUAGCAUCUUAUUGCUUUUCACUCUGGAAACCUUUGUCCUAUUUUGAAAUUAAAGAACAUUUAUUUCGGCCUGGAUUCAAUCCCUAUCGCCGAAGAUCCGUGUGAAAAUGUAAAGGUAGACUAAGUUCCGAUUGAGCCGACAUAUAUGCAGCUGUUACCGUGAAUGCAGUCUCCCGGACCACAGAAACAUUGCCUUUAAUUCUCAAUCACUAUAAAGCGGAUUUUCAGCGCUACAGAUUGAAUAGAGCCGUUAAUUCAUUAAUUCACAUGGUAGAGGAUAGAGUAGGGAAAUUUUGAGACAAUAUAAGAUAUUCAUUUUAGAAAAUACACAAUAGCUGAAAAGUGACUGUCACAUUGAUGACACAGACUGUCUGGAAGUUGGUAGUGCCACCAGACCUGAUUCGAGGUGGACCUUUUUGGCUGUGGUGGUUGCCAGAUAUUUGGCACUACAGCAGGGCGUGUUGGUCUCAGGGCGUGUUGGUCUCAUAGAUGCUGUGGAAGCUGUUGUAGUUCACCUCAUAGAAGCCCUUAUCUAGGGAGAGGACUGGUGUGAAGCGAUACCCCCACAGCACCUCAGUGUCCAAAUAGGAGCUUCGAGCUUGACACAUCAUUUUUGCAUUUGAAAAGCAUACGAAAAAAAGACAAACACAAACUAUGCCUGCAUCUCAUCUGCUCAUACCCACAUGUUCACACCCCCAACCUUAGUGCCUGCAUCUCAUCUGCUCAUACCCGCAUGCUCACACCCCCAACCUUAGUGCCUGCAUCUCAUCUGCUCAUACCCGCAUGCUCACACCCCCAACCUUAGUGCCUGCAUUACUGUUUGCUGCUUUGCCUUAAAUUGUACCAAUUUGUUUUUUUUUCGGUUGCCCAUCCUAUUUCAAUAAUAAAACAUUUUCCAUUGUGUCAAUGAUG
Oncorhynchus masou masou (cherry salmon) is the source of this 5197-nucleotide messenger RNA. Its product is annotated as CMP-N-acetylneuraminate-beta-galactosamide-alpha-2,3-sialyltransferase 4-like. The record is from RefSeq and is a predicted model, not a curated record. Gene Ontology annotation, biological process: glycolipid biosynthetic process. Lineage: Eukaryota; Metazoa; Chordata; Actinopteri; Salmoniformes; Salmonidae. Gene Ontology annotation, molecular function: sialyltransferase activity. The transcript is spliced from 12 exons. Bases 385 to 1392 code for a protein of 335 amino acids.